CAUCCAUCCUUACGUGCCAUUCCUACACCCUGACAGUGUAGCAGAGCUGCAGCAGACAGAGAAAUAAACAUCUCACUAUUAAGCUUCCUCCUUUUUCUGCCUGUCGGUGUUCAUCUUGAAGACUCAGCACCUGUUCUGCAGGGAAGAUCGCAUCAGAGGGGGAAACUUUGUGGAUUUUUGCAACCAAAUAAUUCUUGUUUAGAUCUUCCAAAAACCAGCUGCCACCAUUUCACCUCCAACAAGCAUGUACAGCUCCAGCUAUUCCCGGGCCAAGUUUGGCCUGGAGGCAAGGGAGCCCCUGCACAAGUCAAAGGGAAAGAGCUGUGGUUACUACAUGAGGAUCGUCUUCUUCUUUUCCUCUCUGAUCCAGUCUCUCAUCAUCGUCAGUCUGGUGCUCUUCCUCAUCUAUGGACAGCCAGAGAAAUCUGCAGAGGAGAAGAGGGUAGAGGAUCUGGAGCUGAGUUUCAACAGGCUGAGUGAGAACAACAUCCAGCUGAGGAAGGAGAAAGGCGAGCUGGGAGCUCAGCUGGAAGCUCGCACAGCUGAGAAGGCUGCUCUGGAGAAAGAGAUGGAGAAGCUGAAGACCGAUGCCAACAGCACAGAAUAUCAGCUAAAAAUGAAAUUGUCAAACUGUGAGAGAAUGAGUGCAACAACACUGAGCAUGAUGCGUCGUCCUACCCCUCCCAUCCAGGCCCCUCCUUUGCUCACUACCAGCAGUGAAUUAAAAACAAUGCAGAGCCUCAACGCUCAGCAGAAAGCUAUGAUAAAUCUCAUUGAGGCAAACUUCACCCAGAUGGUUCAGUACCUGAGCCAGGAGAGAGACAAUGCCCUCAAAGACCGAGACACACACCACCAGGAUGCCAUCACCCUGCGCAGGGAGAACACAAUGCAGAAAGAGCAGCUCACCAGCUACACCAGGAAGUGCAAAGAAGACUUUGCCCAGUCUUUGAACGGGAUCACAGCGGUGACCAGGGAUUUCCUGAACCGUAUCAACAACCUGUUCCCUCACCAGCUGACCUUUCACCUCACCUGUGACAGCCAGCAGGAACAAAUGGAAAAGAUUAGAAACAGCUGCACAAACCUGUCCAGAGACGUGGAGAAUAAGUUCCAGUUGUAUCUCGACAACGUUGGCAACAAGGUGGCAGAGAUCCAAGCCAUGUCCAGUCGUCUAGAGGUGCAGAACUCACACCUGACGUCCGACCUGCAGCAGUGUGAACAAAAUCGCAGUGAAACGGUCGCUGAGGCCGCCAGGCAGCUCCAGCUCAAGCAAAAGACUCAUGAUGACCAGGUGGAAAAAUUACUGAUGGAGCAGAACCGGUUGAGAGAACAGAAGAAGCUGCAGGACGACAGUUUGGCCCUGAGAGAGAGAGAACUUAAGAUCCUCCAGCAGAUGCUCCCUGCUCAGCCUAAUUUUAAGUCUGGUGUUCCUAAAGCUUCCGGCCUCCAGGCCGCCCCACAGCAGGGCAGAGGGACUGUGGCUAACUGGCCUUUUGUUGGAGCACAGGGCAUCAGCAAAACUCUGAAGGUGAGAUGAAAUGAAGCAGCAGAGUAAGAACUGGUGGCACUAGUGGUGCACCACAGUGAUCGACAUUGGCCUUUAAAGACUUUUUAAAAGACAUGUAUAUAUUUCUGAUGCAACACAUUUCAAACUCAACCUGUAAAUACUUGUGAUUGCAUAUUAAUGAUAUAGGUAUUGUUGUUGGUUUGUGCAUGCUUUGUUUAGCUCUACUUGGCACUGAAGAUUCAUUUGCGUUUUACUCACUUUGAGUUUGAGUUUAAAUAUUUACUGUGAAAAGCUUUUGUAUCUUUAUACUCAGGUAAAUGUAAAAAUUUCCAUGACACUGGUGUAAAUAUUUUCUCUUGUGUGUCACUCAUGGUAGUUUGUGUUAUUAAGAAAACCAACAUGGGAAAAUCUUUUUAUUACCAUGCAAUUAAAAUUAAAUGAACCAAAAAAAGAAACCCAGUGCCGGUCUCUUGUGUCUUCCUGGCAUUAAAUAUACAACAAAGACUCAGACAGGAGUUUGGGCAGCAGCUGCUAACGUGUCUGCUAUAAACAGAAUACUCUUAAAAUAGCUGCAUUUAUGUUUCCUAGUGAUUCACACGUUUGAAUUUCUACCAUGGCCCGGAUGACAAUACACACAUCCACCAAGUCAUAAACACAUCAUCACAGCCAUAAGCAAUCUUAAACAAUGUACAGUAUAUCAAAAAUAAGAAGCAGGAAAUUUGGUAUGAAUUAGAAAUUGAAAUUGUUUAGUUUUUAUGACUAACGCAACAAAGAAUAGUUUCGAUUGUGCGCUUAUUAAUUGCCACUUUUAUGGAGCAUUUUACAAGCCCAGGAGCUGUUAUAUGAACUGCUCUCAAGCUUUACUACUUCCUUUUCCUUUUUAAGCACAAGGCGAUGAGCAAAUACAGUACUGUAGCUGCAGACGGCUGGUGUUUAAAUGUGUUCACCUUGUAUCCAUAAAAUUAACUCCUUUUUUUGUGAUAAUAGUGUAUU
Molecule: messenger RNA, 2497 nt
Organism: Seriola dumerili (greater amberjack)
Lineage: Eukaryota; Metazoa; Chordata; Actinopteri; Carangiformes; Carangidae
Gene: plvapb
Product: plasmalemma vesicle-associated protein-like
Exons: 9
Coding region: 245-1534 (429 amino acids)
Biological process (GO): positive regulation of cellular extravasation; regulation of vascular permeability
Cellular component (GO): caveola
Source: RefSeq, a predicted model, not a curated record